This is a messenger RNA of Aspergillus nidulans FGSC A4, 397 nucleotides long. Its product is annotated as putative L-PSP endoribonuclease family protein Brt1. Bases 11 to 397 code for a protein of 128 amino acids. The transcript is spliced from 3 exons. The record is from RefSeq and is a predicted model, not a curated record. NCBI's taxonomy places the organism in Eukaryota, Fungi, Ascomycota, Eurotiomycetes, Eurotiales, Aspergillaceae.
AAUCGUCAUCAUGGCCUCGAAAACCCCAGUUCUGACCUCGAAAGCCCCCAAGCCUCUUCCAGGUAUCUACUCCCAGGCCAUCAAAUGCAACGGCAUGGUCUACUGCUCAGGCGCUGUCGCCAUGGAUGCUGAAACAGGAAAGAUCAUUGACGGUGAUGUUAAGGCUCACACUGCACAAUGCAUCAAGAACCUCUCAGCAAUCCUCGAAGAAGCUGGAAGCGAUAUCACAAAGGUCGUCAAGGUGAAUGUGUUUCUGGCAAAUAUGGAUGACUUUACGGCUAUGAAUGAAGAGUACAUGAAGCACUGGGGGGACGUUAAGCCUGUUCGGACGUGCGUGGCUGUCAAGACAUUGCCGUUGAAUACCGAUGUUGAGAUCGAGUGUACUGCUCACCUGUGA